AUGUGCGCGGGGACCACACGCAAGCAGGCCACGGCGGGGGCGCUGCUGAGGAAGGUAAUGAGGUUUCCCAACCUCCUGCGGUCGGACUGCAAGGUGCUCGAGAUCAAUGUGCUGGGGCAAGAGGAGAGCGUGCCCCUGGCGCUGCACCCCGACGGGGAGGAGCACUGCGUCGGCGUGCCCAGCAGCGGCGGGGAGGCGGCCAGCCUUGUGUUGGCCCUGCGGGACUCGGGCGCGGAGGCGACCACGGCGGCCUCGGACGCAAGCCAGGCGGCAGGCCCCGCCGAGGCCAGCAAGUACCUGGCCCAGCAUGGUGUGCUGCCGUACGUGCACCGCCUCCAACCUAUAACGGUGGAAUCGGGUGGUGCGGCGGAGAAGGAGGACGACGACGAUGAUGGUGAUGCCUUCACCCAAGUAGGUAAUCCUUGCCAGUAUGUCUAA
Messenger RNA from Prorocentrum cordatum, 438 nucleotides. The record is from the annotation of a GenBank genome assembly. NCBI's taxonomy places the organism in Eukaryota, Dinophyceae, Prorocentrales, Prorocentraceae.